CUUGAAUGGUCUGUGACUUUGCUAUUGAAGUCAAUCGCUUUUAUAUCAUCGCUAGCACGAUCAUCACCUAUCCCACUCCCAAACCACAUCCCCCAAAAUCCCAACCACCAACCGGAGAACCACCCCUCCCACCCCUCCCACCCCUCCCACAAUGACACACACAGCCUUCUUCUACGGCACCCUCAUGGCAACCCCCGUCCUCCACCGCGUCAUCCACAACCCAACCAUCCCCUCCUCCCUCCUCCCAACCCUCACCACUCGCCCCGCCAUCCUGCAAAACCACACCCGGCACCGCGUCCGCCACGCAGAUUACCCGGCCGUCGUUCCCUCCGAUGACCAAGGCGCCUGUGUGCGCGGCGUGCUGGUUUCCGGGCUAUCGGACGCGGAUAUCUGGCGCUUGGAUGUUUUCGAGGGGGAGGAGUAUGAGAGGAGGAGGGUGAGGGUGAGGGUUUUGGAUGGCGGGGAAGAGGAAGGAGAAGGGGAGGAAGUCGAUGCAGAGACGUACAUCUGGAUCGCAGGCGCGGAGCGGUUGGAGCCGCAGGAGUGGGACUUUGACGAGUUUGUGAGGGAGAAGAUGAGGAGGUGGGUUGGGGGGAGUGAGGAGGAGAGGGAUUCGGGGUUUAAGGAUGUGGAUGAUGCCGUCGCUGCGCUACAGAAUGAUCCUACCGGGGGGAGAGGUUUCAAUGGCCAGAUUACGAGGGCUUUGGAGAAUGGCAGCGAGGCCGGGAAGACGAUGAUCAGAAGUGCGGUGUGAGGAAAUAAUGGCUCGAGGUCGGUUGCCGCCGGGAAUCUCCUUGCACCGGACGCUUCGUUUUGCUCUGCUAGUGCCAAUACUCCUCAUAAAAGACAUAGAUUAGCGUUCAGGAAGCAAACCUAGAAAGCAAGCAUCCCACAGCGACGAACGACGAUAGCAGUCACUGUACAUCCCACGAAUAAUAGAAGAACAUCAUGUUCACCCUGUUUUGCAAUCGCCUCGCUUCUCUCUGUUUCAUAGAUCAACCAACUUUCAGCGGAAAUUGUUUCAAGACGGUCGUAUUGUUGCACAGUAUUUGGGUCGUUAAACUUAGCAUUAGAAGAUUCUUCACAUGUGCAUAC
Messenger RNA from Westerdykella ornata, 1095 nucleotides. RefSeq lists its product as uncharacterized. The coding region runs from base 152 to 754 and encodes 200 amino acids. The record is from RefSeq and is a predicted model, not a curated record. The transcript is spliced from 2 exons. NCBI's taxonomy places the organism in Eukaryota, Fungi, Ascomycota, Dothideomycetes, Pleosporales, Sporormiaceae.